AUGGGGGCCAAAACUGGACGAGUGAUCCCCAGGGAUGUGGCCUUGGUCCUGGGAAAUGGUGGCCCAGGAGUUUCGGUGGGAAGAAUCGAUGACUUCCUCUCGUUUGACCUCAGGGACGAGGGAGGGAUAUGUCUCUUCAGAGGGUACCUAAUAAAUAAUAAUAAUAUUCUCUCCCACCAGGUUUGUGAAGAGGAGAAGAGUGAGGAAGACGUUUUCCCCUUGGCUAUUAAUUAUUUGGACAGAUUUUUAGCGGUGGCGCCCACUAGAAAGUGUUAUUUGCAACUUCUAGGAGCUGUAUGCAUGUUCCUUGCAACAAAGUUAAAGGAGAGUCGUCCAUUAACUGCAGAAAAGCUGUGCAUGUACACAGACAACUCCAUCACACCAAGGGAACUGCUGGACUGGGAGUUGGUGGUCCUAGGGAAGUUGAAGUGGAACAUGGCAGCAGUCAUCCCAAAUGACUUUGUGGAUCACAUCCUACACAGACUGCCCCUGCCCAAAGAUAAGCUAUCUGUGGUUCGCAAGCACACACAGACAUUCAUCGCCCUGUGUGCCACAGAUUUCAGCUUCGCUAUGAACCCCCCCUCCAUGAUCGCUACAGGCAGCGUGGGGGCGGCCGUCUGCGGCCUGCAGCUGGACCAAUCAGACCAGGCCCUGAGUCGAGACCGUCUAACUGACCUGCUGGCCAAGAUCACCAACACUGAGGUGGACUGUCUGAAGGCGUGUCAGGAGCAGAUCGAGAGGGUGUUGGCCAGUAGCCUGCAGCAGGAGCAACAGCAGCAGAGGCAGAUGGCCCAAGGCAGGCCAGGCAGCAAGGCCAUGGAGCAGCAAGACCAGUCCAGAACCCCAACAGACGUAUCCAGCACCCCAACAGACGUACGCGACGUCAACCUAUGAGCUUCCCACCACCACCAUCUACAUGAGUGAUGCCCACCAGUGAGCUCGCACCAAUUACGUCGCUCUGUCAAUCUAUGGGAUCUAACAACAUUUGCAAUGUCAAGCAAUGAGCUGCCAGCACAUACGCCAAGUCAACCAAUGAACUCCCACUACUAAAUGCCACACCAACCUACGAGUUCCCACCCUUGUUUGUUAAGUCAACCUUUGAGGUCCCACAAAGUUUGGGAUGGCAAUCUAUGAGCUGUCAACAGCAUCAUGCUGGAAUUAUCAACUGAUAAGAACUUUUACAAACAA
Salvelinus sp. IW2-2015 is the source of this 1188-nucleotide messenger RNA. The record is from RefSeq and is a predicted model, not a curated record. Lineage: Eukaryota; Metazoa; Chordata; Actinopteri; Salmoniformes; Salmonidae.